AUGGAUUUUUUGUUUGCUUACUUGCUUCAUAUAAUUCUGAAAACACUAGUUUUCUCGAAGCCUCUUGCUCGUAUCUCUCAUCAAAAGGAGCUAUUCUAUAACGUCUAUUUAAAAGAUCUCCCGCUAAGCUGAGCGAACAUUCAAAUAUCUGUCCCACAUUCAAAUAUUUAAAAGAGUUUUACUCAUGGCCGUUGAUCCCGUGGUGCCUUCGAGGAGGGGCGGUGGUGGUGGUCAACAGACAGCGAAACAGCCGGCGGGGAGCGGCAGUGUCGGCUGAAACAGAGCUUGGGGGAGAGGUUGUUCGUGCUGUCUAG
Molecule: messenger RNA, 314 nt
Organism: Spirodela intermedia
Lineage: Eukaryota; Viridiplantae; Streptophyta; Magnoliopsida; Alismatales; Araceae
Source: the annotation of a GenBank genome assembly